CUAAGAAAAAAAAUAAUUUCCGGAAUAUACAUUAAUUGGCGUGGCGUCGUGGUUAGCAUCAAAAGUAAACAAUUCAUGUAAUGGAUAAAGGAAUUAAAAUUGUUUGCUGUACUAACUUCUAUUAAAUCCCCUGAAUAAUGGGAAGACCUGAGUUCACCCCCCGUGGCGGCGGUGGCGGCAGGGGAGGAUUUGGCCGUGGACGAGGGGGUGAAGGCAGGGGAGGGUUUGGCCGAGGACGAGGGGGCGAAGGCAGGGGAGGGUUUGGCCGAGGGCGAGGGGGCGAAGGAAGGGGAGGGUUUGGCCGUGGGCGAGGGGGUGAAGGCAGAGGAGGGUUUGGUGGGAGGGGUGGUGGUGGUUUCGGCCGCAGCCCUGGGGGCCGUGGCGGAAGUUUUGGCCGCAGUCCUGGUGGCAGAGGAGGAUUCGGAAGAGGGGGUCGGGGAGGAGGUCGUGGCAGAGGAAGAGGCGGAGGUGGAGGCUUCGGGGGCGGUAAGAAUGUGGUAGUCGAGCCACAUCGUCAUGAGGGGGUCUUCAUUGGUAGAGGGAAAGAAGAUGUCUUGGUGACACUAAACAUGGUGACUGGAGAAUCUGUCUAUGGGGAGAAGAGGAUAAGUGUUGAGAACGACGGUAACAAGGUGGAGUACAGAGUUUGGAAUCCCUUCCGUUCCAAGCUGGCUGCAGCCAUCCUCGGUGGGGUGGACAAGAUACACAUCCAACCCGGGAAGAAGGUGUUGUACCUCGGGGCCGCAUCGGGGACGACGGUCUCUCACGUCUCCGACAUCUUGGGACCCGAGGGGCUGGUGUUCGCUGUGGAGUUCUCGCACCGGUCGGGCAGAGACCUGAUCAACAUGGCCAAGAAGCGGACGAACGUGGUCCCCAUCAUAGAGGACGCGAGACACCCUCACAAGUACCGCAUGCUGGUCCCGAUGGUCGACACCAUCUUCGCCGACGUCGCCCAGCCGGACCAGGCCCGCAUUGUCGCCAUCAAUGCCCAGUACUUCCUCAAGAAUGGGGGAAAUUUUGUUAUAUCCAUCAAGGCCAGCUGCAUCGACUCGACGGCCACCCCGGAGGCAGUGUUUGCCUCGGAGGUGAAGAAGCUGCAGGCGGACAAGCUGAAGCCCCAGGAGCAGAUCACGCUGGAGCCGUACGAGCGGGACCACGCCGUCGUCGUGGGCAUCUACAGGCCGCCCGCCAAGCCCAAGGGCAGCUAGUCGCUGCGAGGGUCUCCCCUCGUUCCGCACGCGACUCUCUCUUGUUCGUCCCCCUGGAGACAUACACGUACAUUUAACAGUGUUCACAUCGAGUAGAGCUUAGCAAAGUUACUGUUCCGUGACAUCCGGUCUAGUUUUGUAGUGUUCAACAGCAGCAAUCUGCUGUAUUGCUUUUAUUUUGUUGCUCAAUUUGAAAACUUGAAUUGUUAAAAAAAAAAAAAAAAAAAAAACCACAUGCUCUUCAAACUUGAUGCUCAUUGUGGGUGCUGAUAAUAGAUUUUUAUGUGAACAAAAA
Molecule: messenger RNA, 1503 nt
Organism: Bacillus rossius redtenbacheri
Lineage: Eukaryota; Metazoa; Arthropoda; Insecta; Phasmatodea; Bacillidae
Gene: Fib
Product: rRNA 2'-O-methyltransferase fibrillarin
Exons: 6
Coding region: 138-1208 (356 amino acids)
Biological process (GO): rRNA methylation; box C/D sno(s)RNA 3'-end processing
Cellular component (GO): Cajal body; box C/D methylation guide snoRNP complex; small-subunit processome
Molecular function (GO): rRNA methyltransferase activity; RNA binding; histone H2AQ104 methyltransferase activity
Source: RefSeq, a predicted model, not a curated record